Coffea eugenioides is the source of this 3571-nucleotide messenger RNA. Its product is annotated as probable LRR receptor-like serine/threonine-protein kinase RFK1. Gene Ontology annotation, biological process: protein phosphorylation. The record is from RefSeq and is a predicted model, not a curated record. Gene Ontology annotation, molecular function: ATP binding; protein binding; protein kinase activity. NCBI's taxonomy places the organism in Eukaryota, Viridiplantae, Streptophyta, Magnoliopsida, Gentianales, Rubiaceae. The coding region runs from base 76 to 3114 and encodes 1012 amino acids. The transcript has 25 exons.
UCAUCUGUCUCCCUCUCUAAUGCCUGCCAACUCAUAGUUUCAUCCACAGUUUUAGACCCCACUUGGAGCUUGAAGAUGGAUUCAAGAAUGGCUGCUACUUCAUGGACUCUUCUGGCUUUCAGCCUUUUCAUGUUGUUGGGUUUUUCUCAAUCCAGAGUCCCCCAAGAAGAAGAGGAUGCUCUCCAGAAAAUUGUUACAACAAUGGGUGCUACAUAUUGGAAGUUCAAUGCUGAUAACUGCAGCAUUGAAAUGGUUGGAAUAACACCAGAGGCACCAAGGGGUUCUGAGAAUGAUGUUGAAUGUGAAUGCGAUUCCAGUAACAACACUGUCUGCCACGUCACAAAGCUUAUCCUGAAACGUUACAAUCUUCCUGGAGUUCUGCCAUCUGAGCUUGUAAAUCUUCCUUACAUCAGGGACAUUGAUUUUGCUUACAAUUACCUUCAUGGUACAAUACCUUCAGAGUGGUCUUCAGCACAGUUGACUUCCAUCUCGGUAAUUGCAAACCGGUUAUCAGGGGAAAUUCCAAAAGAGCUGGGGAACGUUACCACUCUUACAUCCCUGAACCUAGAGGCAAACAAUUUUUCUGGAGCUGUCCCUUCUGAGCUUGGGAAAUUGACAAACUUGCAAACUCUAUUUUUGUCUUCCAAUGGAUUUACCGGGAAGCUGCCAACUUCUUUCUCCAGAUUAAUGAAUCUAACGGAUUUUAGGAUAAAUGACAACAACUUCACCGGACCAAUUCCUGAAUUUCUGCAGAACUGGCAAAAACUUGCAAGAUUAGAGAUGCAUGCAACUGGUCUUCAAGGGCCCAUUCCAGCAAAUAUAUCACUCCUGAAUAAUCUAUCUGAGUUGAGGAUUAGUGACAUUGCUGGGCCAACUCAAGGAUUUCCGCUGAUCAGUAAUCUUACAGGCAUAGUAAGACUGGUAUUCAGAAACUGUAGCAUUUCUGGAGAAAUACCUGCCUAUAUCUGGAGAAUGAGAAAAUUGGAGAUGUUGGAUGUCAGUUUCAAUAACUUAACAGGGGAAAUUCCAAACAAUAUCGACCCCAGAAUUUCUUUGAAAUUUUUAUUUUUGACAGGCAACCGUCUAAGUGGAACUGUACCUGACUCAAUCUUGAAGGAGGGAAGCAAUAUUGAUCUUUCAUACAACAAUUUUACCUGGCAAGACCCGGAGCGAGCUACCUGUCGACCAAACAUGAAUUUAUACAUAAAUUUAUUCAGGAGUUCUUCAACAACAAACACCUUGAGGAACAUUCUUCCAUGCGCAAGGGAUGUCACGUGUCCUACAUACAGGUGUUCAUUACAUGUUAAUUGUGGAGGAAAUGAUUUUAAUGCAAAUGAAGGUAAGAGGAAAGUUCUAUACGAAGGAGAUGCUGGAGUUGAUGGUGGUUCUGCUCGGUAUUUUAGGAGUAGCAGCAACUAUUGGGGAUUUAGUAGCACUGGUGACUUCAUGGAUGAUGAUAACUAUCAAAAUACAAGAUUUAUUGCGACUGUCCAGUCAACUAACCUAUCUGAGAUGUAUAGUACAGCCCGCCUUUCUCCUCUUUCGCUUACCUAUUUCCAUUAUUGCUUGGAGAACGGGGUUUAUACUGUCCAUUUGCACUUUGCUGAGAUACUAUUUAUCAAUGACAAUACAUAUAGCAGUCUUGGAAGGCGAAUCUUUGAUAUUUAUAUACAGGAUAAGUUAGUGCAGAAGGAUUUUAAUAUUGAAGACGAGGCUCUGGGAGCUCAAAAGCCUUUGAUAAAGCAAUUUAAUGCAACUGUGAAGAAUAAUAUUCUGGAAAUCCGAUUUUAUUGGGCUGGCAAAGGAACCACAAGGAUACCAAACAGAGGUGUUUAUGGCCCCCUUGUAUCAGCUAUUUCUGUCAAUCCUAAUUUUAAAUCUUGCUCAGAUGGGAACAAGAAAAAUUUAACUGUUUAUGUUAGUGUUGGAGUAGUGGUAGCACUCUUGGUCAUUGUGUCAACACUUGCUAUUCUUUGGUGGAAAGGUUAUUUGCAUGGAUGGAAGAGGAAAGAAAAAGAUUUUGAUGGACUAGAGCUGCAAAUGGUUUGUUUUACUCUCAAACAACUUAAAGUUGCUAGUAAAAACUUCGAUACAAUGAAUAAGAUUGGAGAAGGUGGUUUUGGUCCAGUUUACAAGGGUUUGUUACCUGAUGGAACUGUAAUCGCUGUCAAGCAACUAUCAUCUAAAUCAAAACAAGGAAAUCGAGAAUUCUUGAAUGAGAUUGGCAUGAUUUCUUGUUUGCAGCACCCUAAUCUUGUUAAACUUCAUGGUUGUUGCAUUGAAGGAGUUCAGUUAAUGCUGGUCUAUGAGUACAUGGAAAACAACAGUCUUGCCCGUGCUCUGUUUGAAUCUGAUGACAGUCAGAUAUUACUGGAUUGGCCGACAAGGUUCAAGAUUGCUGUGGGGAUUGCUAAAGGUUUAUCUUUUCUCCAUGAAGAAUCAAGUGUAAAAAUUGUUCACAGAGAUAUCAAAGCAACUAAUGUGCUGCUUGAUAGAGACUUGAAUCCGAAGAUAUCAGACUUUGGGUUGGCUAGGCUGAAUGAAGAUGAGAAGACUCAUAUCAGCACAAGAAUCGCCGGAACAAUAGGUUAUAUGGCACCUGAAUAUGCUUUAUGGGGUUACUUGACAUAUAAGGCAGAUGUUUAUAGCUAUGGAGUAGUGGCAUUGGAAAUUGUUAGUGGCAAGAACAACAACAGUUACAUGCCAAGUAACAACUUCAUGUGUCUACUGGAUUGGGCCUGUCACUUGCAACAUAGUAAAAAGUACGAGGAGCUUCUGGAUAGGAGGUUAGGGUUGCAAGUAAACGAAGAAGAAGUCGAUAGAUUGGUGAAAGUUGCACUCUUGUGUACAAAUGCUUCUGCUUCACUCAGGCCUACAAUGUCAGAGGUGGUGAGCAUGCUUGAAGGGCAGAUGGCUAUUCCGGAUGCAAUCCCAGAAACAAGUACAUAUACUGAAGAUCUGCGGUUCAAAGCCAUGAGAGAUUUUCACCGCGAAAAGCAAACUCACAGUCUUACCGAAAGCCGAACUCAAAACUCAACGACAAUACAAACCGAUUUGGGUUCAUCUUCUACUUCAAAUGCUGAGUUGUUUGAAAUCAAUCCAGACAAAUUAUGACACCAAAUCUUUUGACAUUUUUGCCAUGCACCUUCUGGCCUAGCCUCUGCAGCUGUACCGACUGGUUGCCACUUGUCACGCUCAGAACUCAUAAAACCUCAGGCUGGUGGAGAUUGAUUACAUGUAUCCUUUAAAGCCAAUCCAUGAAAAAGAUUCAACAUAGAGAGCUUCCAUAUUUGUUAAGUGCUGCUAGUAUUGUUAACUGGUGUACAUUAUCUUAAAGGGCAGUCAUGUUGUCCUUUAUUUUUGUCAGAUUACUGUUUGCUGGGAGUGCAGCAACAACAUCAUGUACAUUUCCUGUUCGUAUUUGAGGGAUCAGAGCAGUGCUAUCACUUUCUGGAUGACAAUUUGUUGUACAAUCUGUAAAUUUGUGUGCGGCACUAAACAUGUAAGAUUAUUAUCUCCAAUUAAAAUUUGGAAUAUUUAAGUAUUUAUUUGAACAGAGUUCUUUGUGUUA